Molecule: messenger RNA, 11433 nt
Organism: Gracilinanus agilis (Agile Gracile Mouse Opossum)
Lineage: Eukaryota; Metazoa; Chordata; Mammalia; Didelphimorphia; Didelphidae
Gene: PCNT
Product: pericentrin
Exons: 53
Coding region: 388-11391 (3667 amino acids)
Biological process (GO): signal transduction
Molecular function (GO): molecular adaptor activity
Source: RefSeq, a predicted model, not a curated record
UUUUCUCCAGAUCACUUAAGUGAGAUCCUUGAGUUAAUGGAUAAAGACAAGGCUUACUUGAUGCAGAGAUGUGUGAAGUUAAGUCAUCUACUUAGGGAGAAGGAAUUGGCACUAAAGAAUUUCUCCCAGGAAGUGAAGGAGGAGGUGGCUGAGGAGAAGUGUUGGGAGGGUGCACACAGGCUUCCGAACGGACUGAGCCAAGAGGGGGGAGGUUCAUUGUCCUGUGACGAGAUUGUGCCGAGGCUGAAAGGAGAGGAACAUUCCCAACCCGGGGCCACAGCUGGUGGCAUCACAGAUUUAGGAGGUUGGGCCUCAGUCACUCACCAGCCUCAUUGCCAUGUGAUGGCUGAAGUCUCCCAGAAGGAAGAGGGGGUACGAUCAAGGAAAAUGGCCUCUGCCUCAGUGGGUCUCGAGGCUCUGUGCAGCCAGGAGGAGAAUAGACCACCAGGCCAGCUCCACGUCCACAAAGCCAGAAGCCACAUGCCUGCUGGGUGUCCGAGUCAGAAAAUCACUCUGGAAGAAUCUCUGCUGCAGGAGGUGGAGACCUUGAAGGCUGAGAUGACCAUUAAGGAAAACCUGUUGAGGCAAGUUGUCAAAGAAAAAAAUACUUUGGAAGAAAAAUUCACGAAAGAUAGGGAAAACCUUGAGGAAAACAUACUUGAACUGAUCGAGAAAAUUAAAUGCUUGGAAAAAGGACGGGGCCAUGAAAAAGUAGCAUUGGCUGGAAAAUCGACAUCUGUCCUUUCAGAGGAUCAGAAACUUGAUGCUAAAAGAAAGGUACAAGAAUCUGGUUUCCUAUCAACAGAAAAUAGCCCAGUUCAGCAAACCAUUUCCUUGAAAAAUGCUCAGGUCGAGCUGGAGUGGCUGCUCCAGGAGGAGGUGCAGAAAGCCACUUGUGCUCUCGAGGACGUCCCGUCUGAGCUGAGCAGCUACCAUGAAAAGCAGAUGAGUCAGAUGCAACAUCAGCAUGAACAGGAGAGAGCAGAACUGAGGAGAGAGCACCAGAAAGAGGUGGAGGCCACACGCAAAGAGAUGAAAGAAAAGUUGGACGAACAGCAGCAGAAAUGGGAACAAGAGCGGAGAGAACAGAUCAGUGCCAUCAAAAAGAUCCAUGAACGAGAACAUGAUCGUGAGAUCGCAGAGCUGGUUAGUAAACAUAAGGAGGAGAUGAAACAGCUACGCGAGGGACUUCACAGCAAGCACCAGCAGAUGAUGGAGGGGCUGCAGCAACAAAUGAAUGCAUCACACCGAGCAGAGAUGCAGCAGGCCCAGCUCCAGGCGCAGACUCUCCACACCCUGGAACUGGAGGCCCUUCGCCUGAGCCUGAGCAACAUGCACACGGCCCAGCUGGAGCUGACCCAGGCAAACCUGCGGAAGGAGAAGGAGACGGCCCUGGUGGAGCUGCGAGAGAUGCUUAAUGACAAGCGAGCUCAGGAGGUGGCCCUCCUCCAGAGCCGCCUGCAGUUUGAGCUGGAGCAUGUCAGAGAGCAGCAUCGCAAGGAGAAGGAAGAAAUGGCCUUGAAGCACCAGCAGGAGCGAGCCGACUUGGAAAAAAAGCUGGAAUUAGAAGUGGAGACACAGGCCCAGACGUUGGAGACUCUCCGGGGAGACUGGGCCUCGGAGAGGGACUCUUCCUUGAGGAGGUUGCAGGAAGAGCUGUCCACGAAGCACCAGGCAGAAAUGGAGAGCACGCGCGAGGCUCUGAGGGCCCAACUGGCCGAGCAGAAGGCAGAGCUCGAGAAGAUGGGCCAUGACAAGGCCCAGGCUGAAGCCACUCUCAGGAGCCUGAGAGCCCAGCACCAGGUGGCGCUGCAGGACCUUCGCCAAGAGCUGCAGCUUCAGCAUGACCAGUAUUUGGAAGACGCGAACCUGAAAUUCCAAGAAAAGCAGAGAGAGGUGGGUGCCCAGCUGGACACACUUCAAGCCUCCUAUGAAGAACUGAAGGUGCAGUCUCACGAAGAGAUCCAGCAACUGUGGUCUCAGCUCGAUUCCACACGGGCCAAUCGCCAGGAGCUGAAUGAACUGAAGGAACAGCUCGUGGCCCGAACGUCCCAUGUGGAGGAGUUGGAGCGCCUGAAGCACGGCUUUGAGCAGCGGCAGCGGCAGUGGCGAAGUGAGCACGAGGCCGAACUAGAGCAGCUGCGGGUCUACUUUGAGCAGAAGCUGCGCGAUGCCGAGGAGAGCUACCGUGAGGACCUGCACCUGCUCCAGCAGAGGCUGCGGGAGGUCCGUGAGGACUCCUUCCUCGACUCUGCAGACAUCAGUUUGUGUGCUGGCUUUGUGGAAGAGGAGGCCGAAAUGGAGAGAAAAGCCCAUCUGGAACAGCUAAUACUUCAGCUGGAGCAGCACAAGGAUGGGAUUGCUCACUUGAGGCUGCAGCUCGAAGAGAAACACAGGGAGGAAUCGGCCACAUUAGAGGCCUCUCUGCGGGCGCAUCACGAGGAGGAGGUCCGGAAAGUGAAGGCAGACCUCUCUGAGAAGCACGCCGCCCACGUGGAGAACUUGAAGCAACAGCACCAGCUACAACUGGACCAGCUGCGUGGUGGACUCUCCGAGGAACACAGGAAAGACAUCACCAAGCUGCACUUGCAGUGUGCUCAGCUUGCUGCCCGCCAGGUGGAGGCAGAGGUAGCAGAGAGGGUCUUGGUCCUAGAAGACGAUCACCUGGCCAGAGUGGCCCAGCUUCAGUCUGAGGAGGAGCUGAUCUCACAACUUCGGGACCAAGUGGACCUUGCAAAGAGGGAAAAUAGGGAACUGCUGGAGAAGGUGCAACAGGAGAGCUGCCUGAAGGAGGAAGCUGAGAAAAUGAGACGCAGGCUUGUCGAGGACCACCAGACAGAGAUCGAGAGAAUGAAGGAAGAGGUUCGGCAAAUGAUCCAGAAGGACCGGGGCAGAGAGGACGCGUGGAGGGUCCAGAGCGAGGAGAGCUUGGCCGCACUAGCCCUCGAGCUAAACGGCAAGGCUGAGCAGGAGCGGCAGGCCCUACGACGGGCGCUGGAGGCUCGCGUGGCGGAGCUGGAGCAGCUGCGCGAUCGGCAGGCAGCGGACAUUGCGAGGCUGGAGACGUCCCUGGGGGAGGCUUGGGUCCGAGAGGAGGCCACCCGCCGGCUUCGGGAGGAAUGUGCCUUGGAGCUGCAGGCGAGCCGGGCCAGAUUCUUGGAAGAGCAGAAAGAGAUGAUGCAGAAAGCCACCGAAAGACAAGAUGCUCUCCUCCAGGAGCUGCAGGACAAACAUGCCAGUGAACUCCAGAUACAGAGUCAGCAGCUUCAGGAGAAGCACAGACAGCAGACCGAGGCCCUGACCGCUGAGCUGCAGAGCCAGCAAAGUGAGGAGAUGGAUGCCCUUCGAGCUUCCUUACAGAACCAGCACCAGGCCCAGCUAGAAGCCCAUGAGGCUGAGCUGCAGGCCCAGCAUGCUUCAGAAACAAGUGGACUGGAGGCCAAGCACUUGUCAAAUCUGGAUUCUCUGGAGUCCUGUUACCUGUCUGAGAUUCAGACCAUCCAGGAGGAACACAGCCGUGAGUUGGAACAACUGCAGGGGAGGCUUGAGGAGCAGCUGAGGGAGAAGGACACUGAGUACAAGGAGCUGUUGGCUCAGGAGGCAGAGAAGCACCAGCAGGAGCUACAGCAGGCCCAAGAGAGCCUCAAGAUUGAAAUGACCGCUGGACACAUUGAGAAACUAAAAGCUCUGACUGCCCAGCUGCAAGAUGCCCAUCAGGAGGACUUGCAGGCGGCCCUUCACAGGCAGAGGGCUUUGCUGGAGGUAGACCACCACAAAGCUUUGGACAGACUGAGGGAAGAAGUGGUCGGGAUGGAGGAGCAGCACCGCAGAGCCCUGGGGGAACUCAAGGACAUCCACACAGCAGAACUGGGCAGCCUGAGAGCCCAGCAUGAGCGGGAUCGGGAGGAAGAGGCCAGAGCAGUGACUGCACAGAGCGAAGAGGCCAAGCGGCAGCGGGAGCUGCUCUUUCAGCAGGAGAUGGAGCUGCUCAAAGGGCAGUCAGAAGUAAUGCUGGCCCAGCAAAUGGCCCAGCUCAAGGAUGAACUGGAGACUGAGAAGCGAGCUGCCUUACGGGAAGCUGAGGAGCUGUUGGCCCUUGAGAGAGAAAAGGCACAGGCCCUUUGCCAAAAGGAGGAGGUGCUGACUUUGCAGCUGCAGGAGCAGAGCGGCCUCAUUCUCCAGCUGAAGGAAAAAGUCUUGUCCUUAAAUAGUGAAGUAGCAGAGAGUCAUGAGGAGCUGAAAAAGCUUCAGGAGCGGCGCCACCGAGAACAUGAAGAAGGAACAAACCUCCUAUCUCUGCUGAGGUCUGACAUGGACCAUACCCAGAAUGAAAGGAAAUCACUGCAGGAAACCAAUCAGUGGCUUCUGAGUCUGUUUGGGGACACUCUGAAAGCCACCAUUGCCAUGAGGAGCCAGAUCAGUAAGAGGAUUGGAAUCUGUCUGGAUGAGGAUUCCUUGGGCAAAGAAAGCAGGUCCGUGGGGACGCCAGGACAGUCGGCUCAGGACGUGUGCCAGCUGCCUGGGGACAUGUCCCCCGGAGGUCCCAUUCCCCCCCCGGACUUCGAUCAGACCUUGCCCGAAUGUGAUGAGACGCUGCUUCCCGAAUGUGAUGAGACGCUGCUUCCUGGGAAUGAUAUCAGUUGUCACGUCCGGGAGAGCUUCUUCCUGAGUCCAGAAGUCACAGUGGAGUGUGAGCAGCCCAUCAGAAGAAUCUAUCAGAGUCUGGGGGCAGCUGUGGACAACCUCUUGGAGAUGACCCUGGACUCCAACAAGCAACUGGAGGAGACCCGAGAGCUCCACGCUCGCUUCGAGAAGGAGUUUAACCGUAAAAAUGAGGAGACGGCCCAGGUGGCGAGACAGCACCAGGAGCUGAUGGACUGUCUGAACCAAGAGAGCGCUGCCAAGAAUCAGCUGGCUGUGGAGCUUCAUAAAGCGGAAGGUCUCGCCGAGGGGUACAGAGCUGAGAAAGCUGCCCUGGAAGAGGCUCUCGCUCAGAAGGAAGAGUCGGAGCAUCGCCUGGCUGUGGAGCUGGAGAACCUGAAGGCCCAGUUCCAGGCGCUGACCCGAGAACAAGCCAAACUGAAGGAGGAGCAGGACCUGUUGUUGAGACAGAAGGAGAUGCUGAUUGUGGAGGCAGAAGAAAAAGCUGCCGCUUUACGAAAGGAGGUGGAGCACUUGGUGCAAGAACAGGCGGAAACGAGGCAGCAGUCGGAGAAGGACUGCGCGAGCCUGCGCUCUCACCUGAGGGCCUUGGAGCUCGAGGUGGAAGAGCAGCUUCCGCAGCAGCAGGAGCUCGUCCGGCAGGCUGCCGAGAUCCAGGACCUCAGGCAGCAGAUCGCCUCCCUGGACAAGCACCUACGCAACCAGCGCCAGUUCAUGGAUGAACAAGCAAUCGAACGUGAGCAUGAGCGGGAUGAGUUUCAGCAGGAAAUCCAGAAGCUCGAGGACCAGCUGAAGCAGCAGCCGCCCAAGAGCCAGCCUUGGGGAGAGCCUCGGGACAGCAAGAGCUUUGAGUUGAAUCCUGAGGUCGAAUCUUUACAAAGAAAAUUAAGAGAAAAAAUUGAUGAAUUAAAUGAAUUGGUUAUAAAGAAAGAGCUAGCAGAAAGACAACUCCUAGCCCAAAAAGAUGAAAUAAAAAACCUAGAGGAUGCUAAUGCAGAAAUCCGAAAAAAAGUGAGCUGGCUUGAAGAAGAAUUGGAGAAACAGAAGAAAAUUGGAAAAGAAUUGAGACAAGAUAAAGAGGCCUUGCAGGAGCAGCAGAUGAAUAACUUGAUCCAGAUUUCCACAUUACAGUCAAAACUGGAUGAAGCAAAACAUUUAAAACCUAUUCAGGGCAGCCCGAGUGAGGAGGAUCUCAGGGAACAGUUAAGAGCAGAGCAGGCUGCUCUCCUCAUCAAAGCGAGAGAGGUGCGGAGCUUGGAGGAAGAGCUAGGAGAACUUAAGAAGAAUCUGACAAGUAAAAGUGAGGAAAUUGUGCAGCUGAACUUGGAAUUAGCUCUUCAGAACCGCCAGAUCAGCGGCAGCAUCCAGGAGCUUUCUGCAGAGAAUGCCGACUUGAAGGUGAUGGAAGACAAAAGCGCAGAAAUAGAAGAGCUAAAAGCCAUCGUUGACAAUCUGUGUGAGAAUCAUGAGCGGUUCAGAGCGGACAAGGCUGAAGAGAUUGAGCAGCUUCACGAGGUCAUCGAGAAGCUCCAGAAGGAGCUCUCCAUGCUGGGGCCUGUGGUCCACGAGGUCAGCGAUAGCCAGGGAGACUCUGAUGGCUCCCAGGCGGAGAACCUCCAGCGCGAACUCGCCCAGGAUGAGCUCGGGGCUCUCCUGGCUGCCAAGGAGCGCCUGGGCCAGCUCCUGGAGGAGGAGAGCCAGUUCCGGCUGCGUGUGGCUGCCCUCGAGCAGGAGCUGCACAGCGUCCGUGAGGCCUCUGCAGAGCAGCUGACUCUGAAGGAGGCUGAAGCCAGGAGAAUGGCCUCAUUGGCCCGGCGGUGGAAGGCUGCUGUACGCCAAAAGGAGGCUGAGCUGGAGGCUCUGAACAAAGAAAAGAGGACGCUUUUGGCUGAGCUGGAGGCACUGGUGCUAGCCUGCUCUCGCCUCGAGAAGGAGCUGGAAAGGAAGCGUCCGGCGGCCUCCCACGAGCCCCCAGAGCUGCAGAUGCUUCGUGCUCAGUGUGUCGGCCUGAACUUGAAGCUGCAGGCCCUCAGCCAGAGGCUGGUCACCUACCAGAUGGAGCUCGAUCAGCACCAGGCUUGUGGGCCCCAGUGCCGAGUGCAAAUCCAGAAGAACUUGAUGCAACAGGACGCUUUUCGUGUGCCCAGGACACAGGGGCCUGGGCGGCUUCAGUCUGGAGCUCCGGCUCCCUCUCAGGAGCGUCAGGGUGGCAUUCGGGCCUCUCAGGAAGGGCUCUGUGCUGCCACCACCACGGAGGAAGAGUCUGAUGAGGACCCAGGGCCAUGGGAGCCCACUGCUGCUCCUCAGGGGCAGUGGGGCGGGCGCGGACUGAACCCCCCAGGCCCCCUGCACUGUACGCCAGCCUUCCUCUCUCUGGAUCAUGGGCUCUCGGGGGCCCUGCGGCUGUUUCCCGCCCUUUGGAACCUAGCUGAGAAUCGGUCUCUGGGCACCCAGGCCCCAGGCAGCCGGGAAGAGGCAGGCCUCGAGAGCAAGGAAAAUGGCAUUUCAGUCUUGACAGUCUGUCAGAAACAGCUGGAGUCUGAGUUACUCUUUAUGAAAAAUAAGAUGCAGAUGGGUACAGAGGACAGCAGCAAACUGGUACAAAAGCCGGUGGACGUCUAUCAGCUCCAGAAGGGCGACCUGAUAACCCAAGUGAGACAUAUUCAAGAGAAGCUGCAUCACCUCAUUGACUCCAUAUCCUGCAGGGACAGCAACGUCCAAGUCUCGAGUCGCUGCCUGGAAGGAGUGUCCGAGGGCCCCCCGGCACCGAGUCCUCCCCAGGGGCUUGGCGGUCCUGUUUCGGCGACUCCUGGGGACCAGUCGGCGGCCGCCCAAAGCCCCCCUCCUCCGUCUCAGGGCCCCGUUUCCAGCAUCCUUCCGCACUCCUGGAAGCUGCUUGACCGUUCUGAAGCAGAGGCUCCAGGACAAGGCCAGCCAACGUUGACGUUUGACAAGAGCCCGGAUACUUGGCUGAGCAGCUCAUCCGACGCCGACCCGGCAACCCCCGACUUCUCCUACUUUGAAGAUUGCGGGGCUGCUCAGAAAGCUCCCCCUCCCGAUGAAGAGUCCGCCCAGGGCUCCCCGCCUUCUGCCUGUCGUGCUGAGAAUGCGGCCCAGGAUGCCGAUCCCCUGGAGACUGUUCAGCACUUCAGAGAUACCAUCUUGGACAUGGACUCCUCCUCGCUGGGCUCCCCAGAGCUGGUUAGAAAAGACUCCACACUAGACCAGCUGUCCAGCGUUCACCUGACACCCCUCUCCCAAGCCGCUGACUUGCAGAGCCCCGACUGGGCUUGGAGAUCCUCGGCCUUGCGGGAUUCCUCGGGCUCCCUGGGUUUCCCUGCUCUCCCAGGCCUGGAAGCAACCCCUCAGGCUUCACAGUUUCCAUCUCUUACGGAAAAAGCACGGCCGGAUGACUGUCGUGUCACGGAAGGGAUGAUGUUGGAGAAAGAUGUGGAAGACUUCAUCCUAACACCAAGCAAUUCUCAAGAACACCUCGAAUCCACAGCACCCGGCUUACAUGGGGACAGUGAUGGCCAUGACAACAAGCAUAGUUCAGAUCUUCCAGACAAACUAAAGCAAGAUUCAGAAAGAGCAGAACCUGCUGACACUCGCCUCGUGACUCGUCAUAAAUCUGGAAUGGUUCAAAGGCCCUUGAAACCAAUUAAGGAUAAGGAAAUGCAGUCCAAACAGAUGAAGGCGUUACUGAAGAUGGUGUGUGACGAGAGCCAGCAGAUCCUGGUCUUGUCCAAGUCUGAAGCCCCUGCCCCGGAGCUGGGCAGUGCCCUGCCGCCCUCCACCCCGGAAUGCUUUCAGAAGGAGAGGCAGGGCUUGUUGGAUGCUGUGCAGGCCCUCAAGGAGCACCUCAUCAGAGUGCCACCCCGAGGAGAAGAGAAGGAACCUUCAGACACAGGCUUUGACUGGGGAGGAGAAUUUCUGCAGGCUGUCCAAGAAGUCCUGGAAAAGGAGCGGAACAUGCUCAAAAUCGAACUCCAGUCCAAGCUGUGCAGUCUUGAUUCUGGAGACGAAAGAUCCCUGCUUGAAAAACUGGAGGAUGUCGUCAAGGAGCAGGGAGAGCUGCAGAAGAGAACCUUAGAAAAUCUUCACUUGACCGACCGGAGCAGCCUGCUGUCCGAAAUCCAGGGCCUGCGAGCCCAGCUGCGCAUGACCCACCUGCAGAACCAGGAGAAGCUGCAGCAGCUCUACGAGGCCCUCACCAACGUCGAGGACCAUGGCAGCAAGCAGGAGUACCAGUUUCGGAGGCAGGUUGAAUUACUGGAAUAUAAAGUAGAGCAGGAGAAGUGUAUAGUGAGUGACUUACAGAAGACUCUCACAGAGGAGCAAGAAAAAGCGACUGAGAACCAGAGGCUUCUGUUGGCCUCCCAGAACACAGCCCAGGAACUCAAGUCGGAGCUCGAGGAGUGCCAGCAAGAGAAGGAGAGUGCGGCCCAGGCCCUGAGAGAAGCCCAGAAAGAAGCUACCCACCUGAGAUCCGUGCUGGAAAACCAAGAGACAGACCUGAAGGCGGCCUUGGAUGCCCUGCAGAGCGAGAAGCAGAGAGGGAAGGAGCUGCAGGCCCUCGUGGAGGAAGGCCAGAGGCACAGCCUGGAGCAGGACGAGCUGCGGGCCAAGGCCAUCGAGGAGCUGCAGGCGUCCCUGGACAAGCAGCGCAGCCAGAACGGGCAGCUGGUGGUGAGCCUCCAGCACGAGCAGACGGAGAAGGCGAACCUCAAGAAGGAGCUGCAGAUCGAGUACUCGCGCUGCGAGGCGCUGCUGUGCCAGGAGCGCGGCCAGGUGUGCGAGCUGCAGCGGGCCCUGGAGGCCGAGCGCGCCCACGCGGCCGAGCUGGCCGAGGCCCUGGGCCACGAGCGCCUGGUCACGGAGCGGCUGAGCAAGCGCGCGGGCGAGGCGAGCUCGCAGAAGGAGGCGCAGCUGCAGCAGGCCUUCGUGCGCAAGCUGAAGGAGGAGAAGGGCCGCGGGGCCGAGCUGCAGGUGCUGCUGGACGAGGCCCGGCAGCAGGCCGUGGCGGCCCAGAAGCAGCUCGAGCUCGAGGCGCAGGCGCACCGCGAGGAGAUGAAGAAGGAGAAAGAGGUGAGUGUGCUGCUGCAGGCCUCGGCGGACGCCCUCCACAAGCAGAAGCAGGAGCUGCUGCGCUACCUGGAGGAGGAGAGGGCCAAGCAGGGCCGGCUGCAGGCGGAGCUGGAGCACUUCCAGCUCGGGCCCAAGGACGAGGCCGGCCCCGAGGCCCGGAGGGACAAGGACAGAAGGCGCGAGGCCGGCUCGGCCGAGGAGGACAAGAGCAAGAGGGGGAAGAAGGACAAAGAGAGGCUGCGGGAGCUGGAGCUGCAGCGUCAGCGCGAUGAGCACAAAAUCCAGCAGCUUCAGCAGACCAUCAGCGAGCUCCAGAGCGACAAAGGCUUCGUGGCGGGCCGAGGCUGGCAGGAGUGCGGGGCCGGCGUGCCCCUCCCCCCCAACACCGAGAAGCUGAAGGAGCACCAGGAGCAGCUGCAGAGCGUCCGGCAGCAGCUCCUCCACGCCGUGGCCCUUCUGACCAGCUUCAUGAACCAAACUGUCAACAGAACCAUCAGUGACUGGGCGUCAUCCAAUGAAAAGGCUGUGACGUCCUUGUUGCUUACACUGGAGGAAUUAAAGUCAGAGCUAAUGAUGACCCUCCCGCAAGAGGAAGACGUAGCUGCCCUGGGACCACCGCCGGUAGUCACGUGGCUGGGGCAGAAACACCCCCCUGGCACCCUCAAUAAAAAAAACACCCAGGCCCAGAUCAGCCUCAUCGAUGUGCUGCUGAAGGAGAACGGCUCCCUGACCAAGGCCCUGAGCACCAUGACCCAGGAGAAGGUGGAGCUGUGCAAGACCGUGUCCAAGUUGGAGAGGACGCUCAAACACCACCUGCAGAAAGGCUGUGGGCACAUCUAUAAAUACGUGGACCGAAUCGGCACGCUCCAGAAAGGCGACAAGACCACUUGGAAGCAACAGAAGAUCGCCCUGCAGGGCUCGCGAGCCGGCGAGCCUGCGAUGGUGAAAGCCGCCUUUAAAGGCGAAGCCACCUUUGGCGGGGGGAACACAUGUCGCAUCCGGAUGGAAAAGUUGUACCUGCAUUUCCUGCGAGCCGAGAGCUUCCGGAAGGCCCUCAUCUAUCAGAAGAGAUAUCUCCUGCUGCUGAUCGGGGGCUUCCAGGACUCUGAGCAGGAAACCCUGUCCAUGAUCGCACACUUGGGGGUGUUCCCCUCCAAGCUGGACAAGCGGGCUUUCUCGUCUCGCCCCUUUACAAAAUUCCGGACCGCAGUCAGGGUGGUCAUUGCCAUCUUAAGACUGCGCUUCCUGGUGAAGAAGUGGCAGGAGCUUGACCGGAGAGGGAUGUUCAGUCAGAGCAGCGAGCUUGACUCGGUGCCCGAGGAAGCAGCCACGGUGUCAAGGCAGCCGCCGCCACCCCUGUCAUCAUCGCCUUUGCUCCCCGAGACCCCCAGCUCCCCUCCCACCCAGGAUCACCCCCUGGGCUCUCUGAAGUUGAGACAUUCCUCUUCCUCUGCCUACCGCGUCUGGGACAGACCCCUCACGUCCCCUGGCUCCAGUGCGGACGUUUUUGACAGUUCUCAAGACCCCGAGCAUUCGCUAACGGAAUACAUCCAUCACUUGGAGAUCAUCCAGCAGAGACUAGGGGGUGUCCAGCCAGAGCUGAGUUCCAAAAAACCCGGCCAUCUGAAGACCAAGAAGUGAGCAGCCCUGCGUGCAGUCGCAUGUGAGGAGGCAGCAGCAGCA